Molecule: messenger RNA, 5454 nt
Organism: Strongylocentrotus purpuratus (purple sea urchin)
Lineage: Eukaryota; Metazoa; Echinodermata; Echinoidea; Camarodonta; Strongylocentrotidae
Exons: 9
Coding region: 29-3097 (1022 amino acids)
Biological process (GO): superoxide metabolic process
Molecular function (GO): metal ion binding
Source: RefSeq, a predicted model, not a curated record
UUCUUUUUUCUUUCACCAAAUAGGUCUGAUGCUGGCAUCGCUCGUAUCAGCAUCGGAACACAUCGCCAAAUUCAGUAUGAAAGGCAUGAGCGGGAGAGUCAUUUUCACCGAGGAUCCAAGUACAAUGGGCGUUCACAUCCAGGUCGAUCCUCUCAUCGGCCUUGAAGACGGCCAGGACUACGAAUGGAGCAUCCGAACUCUUCCAAUGCUCUACGACCGCGAGGAUAAGUGCGCCGAAGAGUACAUCGGUCCCGUUUACAGGAACCUCACCGCUGCCAUCGGGCGCCUUACCAACGUCACCACAGGGUCCAUGUAUGUAGAUCCAAUGCCGAUGUUAGAUGGCAAUGAUAACAUCAGUGGUCGCACUCUCGCCAUCGAAGACGCGAAUUCCGUCGUGUACUGUGCCUCUAUCAUUCCCUCAGAUGAAGUCAUAACAGCAGUAGCGCAGUUUGGGACGCCGCUUGCUGGAACCGUAACGUUUCGCCAACGCGCCGUUGCCGGUGCCGUUACGACUAUCUUUGUAGAUGUCUACGACGUAACAGAACCCAUCAUUGCGCAGGACUAUGACUGGCACAUCAGUGACAACACGGGGAUUACAAAAGACAUGACCGUAGAAGAGUGGUGUACAGCAACCACCGCAGAAGCAUAUGCAGAUUCUGGUGACCUGACUCCAAAAUUUGGUAGCGUCAACGUCAAAACCGUCCUUCUUCGCCAAAGGUACUUUUUCAUUGAUACAGAUAUCACCUUGAACGGAGCCGAAUCCAUCCUGAACAAAUCCUUAGUAUUCAGCCUUCCCGGGGAUGCAGGAACCAGGCAAGCGUGCUCACCCAUUCGCCUGGUAAAGUCAAAGACCGUUCGAGCAGAGUUCAGCCAGAAUAACGUUACUGGAAUCGUCACGUUCACCCAAGCUUCGCUGUGGGAAUCGACCAAUAUCACAGUCGACCUGGAGAACCUGAGGCAGAUGGCUGGCGGAUACCAUGUCCACAAGUUCCCAGUUCCAAUGAGAUAUCUCACUUCAGAUUUCCCUGGAAGUGCUGAUAAUGUAGCUGGACAUUUUAAUCCGUACAACAUCGACACAACAGCAGACCCCGACUACCCAAAUGGGACCAACGACCAGUAUGAACUGGGUGACAUCAGUGGCAAGUUCGGAAGCUUGGCAGGUCAGGACGACUUCAGUGGUACGUUUGAAGAUUGGAACAUGCCUCUGUUUGGAGCAAACAGCAUUGUAGGACGAUCAGUCAUUAUUCACCUCGCCAGCUCCGAACGGUGGGCUUACGGACUCAUCGAAUACCCGGCCCCGGUUAGAACAGUGACGUCGGUGUUCACCUAUCCUCUGGUGGGCCAGAUCACCUUCAGACAGGAUGCAGAAGACCCUUACUCGGACACAUCCGUUUUUGUGGACCUGGCUCAUAGCGACGGUGAGGAUACGACUGUUGAACACGACUGGCACAUCCACGUUGCUAAACUUGGUGAUGAUCACCUGGACCAGACGGGACGCUGCUCAAGUACCCUUGGUCACUUCAAUCCAUUCGCUGUAAAACUCACUGAAGAGUAUGCCACAGAGUGCGGUAUCGACGUUACAAGACGGUGCGAGAUUGGUGAUUUCUCCAAGAAAUACGGCAGGAUCACAGUACCAGGGUCAGUGCGUACCCAGGUUGGGAAGUACUUCUUCACCGAUGUACAGCUUCCACUGUCUGGUGUAUAUACUGUGGCCGAUCGAGCUGUUGUUGUCCACGUAAAGGACGGUGCUCCAGAGAGGCUUGGCUGUGGUGAUACUCUCGAUGUCUUCCAGGCAACAGCAACAGCUGAAAUGUGGAUCGGUGUUUCUGACUCUGGUACGGGUACCGUCACGACUCCCGUCACGGGUUCCGUUACCUUGACCCAGGACUCAGAAUUUGAUGAUGUGACCAUUACCGCCGAUCUAGACGGCCUCAACGGCGUUGUAGCACCUUGGCACAUCCACGUUCUCCCAGUGCCUUACUCCGAUGCAAGCCCUUGCAGCCCCACAAGCACCCAGGGACAUUACAACCCAUUUGGAAUUAUUGGUUCACCACCUGCAGGAACCUUCGAUUACUACGAAAAUGGUGACCUGAGUGGCAAAUUUGGCUACUGGAAUGACUUGCAGACGAUCAGUACGACCUAUUCCGACUCCAGUCUCUCCCUGUUCGGAUCGAGGAGUGUUUCAGGAAGGUCUGUCAUUGUCCAUCGGUCGGAUGAUGGCUCAAGGUACAGAUGCUCUUCUCUGAUGCCUGUACUCGGAGAUGGAGACUUUAGGAUUGAGGCUGGUGUUGAUAUCAGUAAUUCAGAUUUCACAGGAUAUUUACUUCUCGGCCAGACACAUUUCAGCAAUGGGCGUCUAGGCGAUACUACGAUAUUAGCCAACUUUUCACCAGUCGAUGUUUUAAUAAGUGAUGUUUACGACUGGACAAUCAGGACCGAUACAAUCUCUUCGUCAUCCUGCCCAAGUAGCAACAGUGUCUUCAACCCUAACACCGUAGCAACGGACGGGGAUUACCCAACUCAGUGUAGUAUUGCGUCACAGCUUCGUUGUCAGGUCGGGGAUUUGACUGGAAAAAAUGGCAACUACAGCUCCUAUCACAAGAGGGCGCUCUUAACAGAUUCCAAUCUGCCACUUUCAGGAACAUCUGGAGUAAUUGGUUUGCCACUCUAUCUGGAGUCCAGUGAUGGUAACAUUGGAUGUGCAACAAUCCAACCCCUCCCGAGUACAGGCUUAGAAACGUCAAUCACCUUCCCUCAGAUGAUAGACUUUGAUGUAUACUCCUUCAAGCUUUCGAUGGCUAACGUUCUAACUGACGUAGAACCAUGGCAGAUUAUUGCCCCACACUACCCUGUGAACAGUGAAACUCUUGAACGCUGUAUGGAUCUGCAGCUAUGGAUUAUUGGUGAGAAUGCUGAAGCAGCCUCAGCUGAACUCAUACUGAAAUCAGCUAACGAUGAGCUCGGAAUCUACUCCACGACAGAUAGAUGUAGAGGAGAUGGUACUGGUGCUGCUGAUCAAAGUUUGCCCCUCUCAGCCCUCACGGUCGUGUUCAUCGCUGUCAUCACAUCUCUAUGGCAACACGUUAUGACGUCAUAACUCCAAAACCUCAUUAAAAUUUAGGAUAUUUUCCACCUUAUGUUUUUCUUUUAAAUUUCGUAAGAAGGAGGUAGAGGUACUUAAUUUUCAGAUGCCACAACAUACUGAUAAUCAUUGAUAGCUGUAAACAAUAUGAUUGUGUAAUUGUACAGGGAAAUUAUAUUAAGAAACAUUUAUACUUCAUCACUGCAAUGUUUAUUGUAAUGCAUGAUUUUUCAUUUCAUUCAUGACAAGAAACAUGUAAUGUGGUUGAAAAAAAAAGAACCUUGAGUUCUUUCAAGUAGUAUAAACAAAGUUUAUUUGGUGUAAUUGUCCUUUCAAGUCUAUUUUCUCCUUAAAAUUUGAAUUUGACUUACUUUAUAUUUUUCUUCUUUCCAAUGGGACUCUGUUUCGUAAACUAUUGGAACAAUAUAAGUAAAAGCUUAUAAUGAAUUAUAUAUUUUUGUUGCUUUACAAUACACUUGAUAUCAUAGAAUAUAUAUAACUGUACUAACUUCUUAUUCAUAGAUAUCUGGUAGGCACUCUCUGUGAAAUAAAAUGAACCAGGGAAUGAACUGGUUCCUAGAGAUUGUUGUUAUCAUCGUUUCUAGGUUUACAGCAUGAUCAAAAGUGGAAGUUGUCUGUGUUCUUUUGCUUUGUUCCAUGAAGUGGGUUCCUAUAAGGCUUUAGGAUACGGAGAACAAUGUUCAUUUUUUGUUUGUUUUCUGGUAGUUUAAGCAUGUGUCCAGACGAAGAUUUAAUGUAAUUUUUAAUUAUGCAUGAUGUGAAUAUUUGCUGUCCAUACUCUGUGCAUUUCUCGGUGUGAUAAAAAACGUACGCCACUUGAAAUGUGACAUCACAUGGACAACCGGACGCUUGUCUCGGUACGCUGUACGCUGUCAAUUAGUUGUUAGAUGUCACGGUCAAUUCCUUAGCUUUGAAGAGAUUAUGCACAGAGUAUGGACUGCAUAUUUCGAUCAGAAUAAAAAACAAAAAAAGAACAAAAAUAGUACGCAGUGCAGAUUUGCAAAAUUAGUUGAGUGCAUUUCAUAUACAAAGUUGAUUUAUACUGCACAGUCUAAAUAUCUAAUUAAAAUUAUAUAAAAAUGUUAUUAAGCAUGAAAGAAAAAGGAAUUAUGAAAAAGUGAAGGAUUUUGCUUGGGGAGAAUGUAUUAGCCUAUACCUUUCAAAUUUAUUUGAUAGUAUUCAUUUGUUUUGUACUAUAUUUACAUUUCUACAGAGAUUUUAUGAUGCUGUUUCAUUUUGAAGAUACUAUGUAUACACAAGCAAUUACUUUAUAGUGAUGUACGCACGUUUGUGGCUGUGUGCGUAAUAUGGUGUGGGUGCGUGCGUGUGUGCGUGCUUGCGUGAGUGUGUGUGAUCAUGUUAUCAUGUGUUUAUAAUUUUAACUGGGUUAUAUAAACUAUCAUAAUUCUGUCAUCUAAAUGACAUUUUUUCGGUUUCUCUGAUUUAUUGAUAAAUCAUACAAUUAGUUGCUUUUUCCUUCUUUUGAUAAAUUAAGUAACCAUUGAAGUUGGACUGCAUUUCAAAAAGACUGAGCAUUACUUUUGCAGACAAUACACAAUGUUAUCGUUGGAAAGGGCAAUGUUCGGGUGCUAAAGUCUAAACGUGUCCUUGUCUAUCAUGUACACAGCAAAGCAGUAUCGUCAUUUCAUUUAAAAGAAAGAGAUAUGAAGAAGUCAAUAUUGAUACGGAUAACAAUUUAAUAUGGAUGAUGUUGUAUGUUCUGUUUUCUAUGGUGAAAAACAAAAUUUAUAAUAAUCAAAUGUGCAGUGUUUUGUCUCAACAAUUCCACUUCCAAGACUCAAUUUUGAACGUCCAUCAUAAACGACAUAUUUAUCAUAUUAUAUAUUGAUUGUCAUUUUCUAUUUGAUACAACAUGUAGUGCUACAACCGUAACUCUUUCCACAAAACAAAACAAAUUUGUCAAUAAUGAAUGUUUGAAGUGGAUUGGAAUUGACGUGCGGAGAAAAAAGAAGGUUUACAAAAAUGUCUACUUGUGGCACUGUGUAGGCAAACUAUUGUCAUGAAGUUAUUGUGAAUGAUACCCAAAAUAAUUGUACUUGUCAAAUAUAAAUGAUUGUGAGCCUACAUGCAUGACACUGCGACACAACUUUGUUUAUUGUAUAGUCUGUUAAUCACGUCGUUUCUUCGACAUUUAUUUCAUUUAUUUCGUUUCAACAUGAAUAACAAUGAAAAUUUAGAACUAGAACACGAAAAGACAUGAAUCGAAAUGUAUAACAAUUUACUUGUAUAGUUUUUUUUUUACCUUAAACCACGCAGAAUAAUAUGUUCACUAUGAGGGUAAAGGGGAAAGCACAUUAAAAUAAAACUUUUUGAUAAUUAUCUUGAUUAAA